Hyaloperonospora brassicae is the source of this 2640-nucleotide messenger RNA. NCBI's taxonomy places the organism in Eukaryota, Oomycota, Peronosporomycetes, Peronosporales, Peronosporaceae. The record is from the annotation of a GenBank genome assembly.
AUGGCGCAAGACCAUGCAGCUCACCCUACUGCGGACACGUCCGCGACGUCGACCGACAUGGACCGCGACUUCUUCUGCUUUCCGUACGAGCCAUACGCAAUCCAACUGGACCUUAUGCGUCAGAUAUGGCACACACUCGAGCGCCGCCGCUGCGGAAUCUUUGAGAGUCCAACCGGUACGGGGAAAUCCAUCAGUCUCAUCUGUGGUGCCCUCACGUGGCUCACAAAGCACACGGACGAGUUUGGGUUACCCCGAGCUGACGGUCCCACGUCAACGCCGUCAAGUGCGACGGUCUCAAGUGUACCGGUCACCGGCGCUGAACCCACUUGGCUCGACGCCUUUGAGCACAAGGCAGCAGAUCGGAUGGCUACAUAUCGUCAAGAAAAAGUACAAGAAGCUCUGGCAGAGGUCGAGAAGAUACGAGCGGAACCGGAUGUGGUGACCAGAAAGCGCAAGAUGCGCAUUGCGUACGAUUACAGUGACCGGACACGGAGGUGUCGAAAGAAAAACAGCUGUAAAGAGAGCAAGUCGGACGACGAAGACCAUUUGGUGGACGCUUACGACAGCGAUCGAACAAGUCGAUGCACUCAAAGCAGUGACGACGAUGACGAGUGUAGCACAGCUUCGAGGGAUCAGAAGCAGCAGUCUCGAAGAGAGGAGAACGAGGACUUUGGAGUGGUGAAGAUCAUCUACUGCAGUCGGACGCACUCGCAGAUCUCGCAGUUUGUUCGCGAGAUACGGAAAACAGAGUUUGCAAAGCACAUUCGGGUCGUGUCGUUAGGCUCACGCAAGAACUUGUGCACGAAUCCAAAAGUCGCAACAAUGGCCUCGGACGUGAGGAUGACCGACAAGUGCUUGGACAUGAUGCAAAGUAAGAAGAGUAAAGACGGCACCAAGGUUCGCAAGUGCCCGUUCUACGAAAAAGAGCUACUUGGCCACUACACAAAUCACGCUCUGGCACGUGUACAAGAUAUCGAAGACCUCCUCACGUUGGGCGAGGACAUGUCAAUUUGCUCGUACUACGGUACGCGCGAAAGCAUUCCACUUGCUCAAAUCGUCACGGUGCCAUAUUCGAUGUUACUCAGUAAAGACACUCGGGAGACUAUGGGUAUUGCGCUGGACAACAACAUUGUUAUCUUCGACGAGGGACACAACAUCGUCGAUGCAAUCAACAACACGUAUAAGGUCGAGAUCACCAGCAAGCAGCUGGUGGUAGCACGAAGAACGUUGUGGUCAUACUUCACAAAGUAUGAAAAACGCUUCAAGGGCAAGAACGCGUUCUAUAUCAAACAACUGCUGACAAUGUUGGAGUCUAUGACAGCAUUUCUUCGCCAGCUGAGCAAGUCUGCUAGGCAAAACAGGGCAGCUGGUGACAUGGAUGACGGAGUCACUGGCGCACAGAUGAUGUCGAUCAACGAUUUUGUGUUCAGCGCGCGGAUCGACCACUUCAACAUGUUUAAGAUCUUGGAGUAUCUGAGUGAAAGCGAGUUGGCCAAGAAGCUCAUGGGUUUUGUCGACUCCACGAGAAUGGAAUCUCCUGCUGUAACCGCUUCGUUAGAUGCGUCUACUGUUGAUCCUGCCGAAGGCUUUGAGAGCCGUCACGCAUCACCGCUUCGAACGGUCGAAGCUUUGCUGAAGGCCUUGACCAAUGCAGGAAAAGACGGCCGGAUCCUCGCACAGCCGCACAAUGCACAGAAAGGUGUGGAAGGAUUGAUCAGGUUCAUCUUGCUGAACCCUGUCGUUCACUUUCAAGAAAUAGUGACGAAAGCGCGGAGCGUCAUUCUUGCUGGAGGAACAAUGCAACCGGUCUCACAAGUGAUUGAUCAGCUGUUUACUUCAAUACCGAGAGAAGACAUCGACUUGUUUUCGUGUGGACACGUCAUUCCUCCUGAGAAUUUACUCGGUUUCAGCCUCCCGUCAGGUCCUACGCAAAAGCAUCUCGAAUUCACGUUCGCUCGACGCAGCGAUUUCGAAGCGAUGGACGAGCUUGGGCGCAUCCUGCUUAACCUUGCGCGCAUUGUGCCAGGUGGAAUCGUGGUCUUUUUUCCUUCGUACCGUUUCGAAGAAAACGCAGUAUGUCGAUGGCAGGUGACAAAGCAGUACGAGCAGAUACAAGCGAAGAAAGACGUGUUCAGCGAGCCGAAAAAGUCGGCUGAACUUGCUGAGGUACUCAAGCAAUACUCAGCGGCGUGCGCGCAAGGCAACUGCGACAAAAGUGGUGCCAUGCUGCUGAGUGUCGUCGGGGGUAAAAUGUCCGAGGGAAUCAACUUUAGUGACGAGUUGGCACGGUGUGUUGUGAUGGUGGGUAUGCCUUACCCGAACGCUCGCGAUCCAGAAAUCGUCGAAAAGAUGGGCUUCUUGGAGAAGAGAAGCGCUGGGGCUGGACGACAGUUCUACGAAAGUCUCUGCAUGAAGGCGAUCAACCAGUCCAUUGGAAGGUCUAUUCGCCAUCAAAAUGAUUUCUCUACCAUUCUGCUGGUCGACCAUCGCUACUCAAGUCAGGCCGUUCGCAGUCGCCUACCAGAGUGGAUCCAAAAGCGCAUGCAACCACCAAUGCCAUUCGGGCAAAUGUACUCGCAGCUCGUACAAUUCUAUCGAGCAAAAGGAAGCAAAAAUGUGGCAACUGAGACAAUCGGUUGA